UAUUUCACCACGAAGUUGCUUGUGUUGGGUCGUUAAUCAAUUGCUCUAGCUUUUAACUAAUUUUAAAAUACAGUAUACUGAUUAUUCACUACUUCAAAGAUGAAGAAAGUAAUAUUUCUAUGUUUAUUGUCAUUAUCGUUCUGCCUGAGUAAGCCAACUGACGAAGGUAAACCUAGUCAGCCGCAGACCACAAAUGCCACCCCAGACCCGAAAGUUCCGGUUGCAACAGAAAAAUCUCCCGCCAUUACCGGUGUAACCGAACAGAAGCCUGCCCAAACCACUACAAGUGAAAAGAAUAACACAACAGAAGCAACACCGGUCCCCAAUGAAAAAACCAACACCUCUCAAACCGCUCCAAGCGAAAACAAAACCAAAAAAGACACGGAACCUCAGAAAGAAACCGAAAAGAAGGUAGAACCUGCCAAAGAAAUGGCGUCUGCUAAACUCGAGCCCGAAACGAAAGCCAGUACAGAGACACAGAAGAAUGUCACACAAGCUAAACCUGAAGAGAAGACUGAAAAGGUCCCCAUUACCUCCACUGAGAAGAGUGCUGUGACAACUAAACCCACAGAAGCACCUAAAAAGGAUGAAGAUAAACCCACACUCCAAUCUAGAGGAUUUGAUGGACCCAGCUUCAUUGGUGGCAUAAUUCUUACACUUGGUCUGCUUGCAAUUGGAUUUAUUGGCUUCAAAUAUUACAAGAAUCACACUGAAAGGAAUUACCACACUCUCUAAGUGUAAUGUUAGUUAAGCUUGACUUCAUUAGUUAAGGUGCACUUUAUUCCUUAGUUAUGUUUCAAGGGGCACAUUAAAAUAAAUGGACCUUAAAUUUUUGUUACAUUAGAAGAUGUGUAUUUUAUUUUUUUCUCUGUGCACUUAAAUGUUGCCAGUUUGUCUUUAACAGGGUUGCCCUAGUUUCGUUUCUUAAAAGAUUGAGAUUUAUUUUACCGAAUUAUAAUGGGACUGGGACAUGUAUAUGUUAAAUUUUUUAUUAUAUGCAGCUGAUAUAGUUUUAUUUUGCAUGUCAAAAGAAUUGAAUUUGAAACAGUUAUUUCCUUCUUGCAAACUCAUUUUUCUUGCCUAAGACCAAACAAAAUGUAUAUUAUGAUUGCAUACAUAUUCAAUAUUUAGAAUUUUGAUAAUUUUGUGUAAAUUUGAGAGAUCUUAAGAUUUUUUGUGAAUUUAUUAGAUGUUAAACUUAAGGUUGGAAUACUUCAAAUUAUAAACUGUUUUGAAAUGCAUAUUAUAUAAUUGAUGUUAAAAGAUGUGUAAUUUAAUCUUAGGGAUGGAUUUCUAUUAUUCGCCUGUGCCAUGUUCCAACGAUGAGAUUUUUUAUUAACAGUAAAACACAUUUGUAUUGUAGAAUCACUUCAUUGACUGCACGGAAUCCUCAUUUUAUAAAUAGUUGUAAGCAUAUUAUUAAGUGUUGUUGUAAGGUAACGCAAUGUGAUGAUGAAAAUAAGGGUCUAAAAUAGUAAAAUAUUGGUUUGGCACAAUUCAAACACUUUGAAUCUCUAAUAAGUUACCUUCUCGAAUCUCUUCAAUGUAUGACAAUUUGUAUUUCCUAUACUUUAUAUUGCUUGAUGUUGAUGUGCUAAACCAAUGUACGCAUUUUGCUUUUGUGAUUUUGUAAACUGGGGAAAGUUCAUUCCAUCCUAAAGUGCUCUUAUAAAUCUCAUCUAUUUAUGGGUUAGUUGUGGAGUAUUUACAGGCUUUAUAUUAUCCUCAAUUAUUCUGCUCUUUUUAUUCUUGUCACUUUCGUCAAUAGUUGUGUUAAUAAAGAUAUAUAUGUGUA
Papilio machaon (common yellow swallowtail) is the source of this 1795-nucleotide messenger RNA. Its product is annotated as sialomucin core protein 24. Gene Ontology annotation, cellular component: cytoplasmic vesicle. The transcript is spliced from 3 exons. The record is from RefSeq and is a predicted model, not a curated record. Bases 100 to 735 code for a protein of 211 amino acids. NCBI's taxonomy places the organism in Eukaryota, Metazoa, Arthropoda, Insecta, Lepidoptera, Papilionidae.